Messenger RNA from Nematocida major, 1239 nucleotides. RefSeq lists its product as uncharacterized. Gene Ontology annotation, biological process: replication-born double-strand break repair via sister chromatid exchange; mitotic sister chromatid cohesion; synaptonemal complex assembly. The transcript has a single exon. Gene Ontology annotation, cellular component: synaptonemal complex; cohesin complex. The record is from RefSeq and is a predicted model, not a curated record. Lineage: Eukaryota; Fungi; Microsporidia. Gene Ontology annotation, molecular function: chromatin binding; protein binding. Bases 1 to 1239 code for a protein of 412 amino acids.
AUGUUUUACGCCGUGAACAUUCUAGCAAGCAAGGGAAAACUGUCAGCUGCCUGGGUAGCAGCGUACUUUGACAGGCGCCUAACAAAGUCCGACAUCCAGCAGGUCAAUAUAGAGGAGACUGUGAAGUCCAUAGAAACGGGGGAAAUUCCCGAAUUAGCACUGAGAACUUCGAGCCACAUUUUGCUCGGACUCUCCAAAAUCCUCUUCAGAAAGACGAAGCUGCUUUACGACGAGUGCAAAGAGCUCUUCAUAAGCGUCAAGAGAAAGCCCUCCCCAGAAGGUGCAGUCUCCCAAAAAGUCAGCAGAGCCCAAAUAACUUUCCCCAUCGACCUUUUCAAGCACAUGAAGUUGCCCGCAGAGCAGGAAGAUGCGGAUUUGGGGGAGGCCGACAUAGAAGUGGGCCGAGGAGUAUCGGAGGGAAUGCUCAGCAACUUGGAGUACUCGAUGAGUCUUAACGACAUUUCUCUCUCUCUUGCGAGAACCCUUGAAGAGGCAGAAAGCACUGAAAACAGCCAAAAUUCGCUCAUUUUGGGCAGAGAAAUCGCGCAGGAAGAAGCUGCAAGCGGGGAGGACGGGGAUUUCUCGGCGCUUUCUGCGAUCACGCUUUGCGAGGCCUCGGAAAUUGCGGAUACCCUGCUCCAAAGCCCCGUAAAACCCCAGAAAAGAGCGAGCCCAGAGGAGGGAAAGCCUGCGAAAAAGCCCCGCCUGGAGGAGAAAACGGAAAUAGAAGAGAAGCACCUGAAGGCCCCGAGAAAGCUCCUCGCACGGGAGGAGCACCGGAAAAUGGUGAUUCCUGCAGCUUUGAAGGGGAUUUACAAAAUGCUCCAGGAAAUGCCUUUGCCCGCACAGGGAGCAGAUGAAAAUACGUUUUCGGGGGAUAAAGCUGCACAAAGCACCGCCUCAAACAGUUUUCACGAGAUGAGCCAGAUACUUUUUGGAAGCACGCUGGAAGUACCCUCGCAGGAACUUGCAGAUUUGUCCGUUGAAGCCCCGAGAGGAGUCUGCGCCCUUGCCCCCGUGGGGGAGGAAAUUUCCUUCCUCCAGGACCCGGCAGGAGCCUCUUUCGAGGCACUUUCCGAGGAUUUGCCCUCCCUCGAGAGUAUUGCGGGGGAUAUGCUCUCAGAAAGCGCGAGGAAAAAGGCCGAGGCUUUUGUCCGGCUUCUUCGGAGGGUUUCCGACGGAACAGCAUCAGCCUCGCAGGAGUCCGCAUACGGGGCUAUUGCCGUUUGCGCAGUAUAG